Molecule: messenger RNA, 2479 nt
Organism: Psylliodes chrysocephalus
Lineage: Eukaryota; Metazoa; Arthropoda; Insecta; Coleoptera; Chrysomelidae
Source: the annotation of a GenBank genome assembly
UCUACCUGUUAUCUUAACUUAAUCUUGUUGACUCACUUCUAGCUCUGAACUAGAUCGUGAAUAGUCGAAAUUCAUGCAUUUAACUUUUUUGGAUGUUAUAAUUGAUUUUAUGUGGAAAAUUAUGUUGUUACACAAAGUAAUUUAACAACCACAAUGAAGGGUUGGUGGUGUUUUUUGGGUAUCAUACCGGUGUUGGAAACUCUAACCAUCUACGUUAAUGAAUCCAAAGAAUGCCCUCAUAUCUGCUUCUGCUGGGAUUUGAUCACUAACUGUCAAAAUAAAGGCCUAAGUCAACUGCCUAAAGGAAUAGAUCCAAAAGUGAUCAGCUUGGAUGUAUCCAUCAAUAAAAUUACCAACAUACCAGACAGAUUGAAAACUUACGUGAAUUUGAAGUACCUUAACAUAUCUCACAAUAGAUUGGCAGCUUUAAGCCAUCUGGACUUUGAUGGUUUAUCGAAAUUGGAAUUAUUAGACUUAUCUUUCAACUAUUACCACGAUUGGAAGGAUUUUCAGCCACAAACGUUUUGGAAUUUACCAAAUUUGACUUUCAUUGAAUUUUCGAGUAAUCCUCUUAGCAAUUUACCUCAGUUUUCUACGCAUUUUAAAAUUAAAUCACUACAAGUGCUUAAACUAAACAACUGCUCCAUAACUGCACUUCCAAAUGGAUUUCUAAGAGGCAUGACGAAUAUUAAAGAAAUACAUUUGAAUUCAAAUCCUAUAGAAAUAUUGAAUUUGCCACUUAAUUCCGAAACAUUAAAAUUCAUGGAUCUAAGCAAAACAUCUCUAUUUUAUUUAGCACCAAACUCUUUUAAAGAAUUAAAGGGACUAGAGACUGUACAGUUAAAUAAAAAUAAAUACCUAAGAAACGUUACUAUUAACUCAGAUAGUUUGCUAUUCUUGGAUAUAUCUGAAAGCUUCUUAGAAGUACCUCCAUAUGGUGACAUGAAAUAUUUAACAGCUUUGAACCUGCAUGGAAAUAUUUUAAGAGAGUUAACCAACAAUAUGUUUAUUAACAUGUCUAGCUUAACGUUUCUGAAUAUUUCUCUUAAUGCGAUAACUUUGAUUGAAGCGAAUGCUUUUAGAGGACUAGAAGAAUUAAAAACUCUAGAUUUAUCAUUUAACAAAAUAAACAUAGUAGGAGAAAAAACGUUUCUAUCUACGAAAUCUUUAUUAUCUCUGGACUUGUCUCACAAUUAUUUAACCUCUUUGGACAGUAUUACCAGUAUGUCUUUGAAUGUGCUUGAUGUUAGCUACUGUGAAAUAAAAAGUGUUGGAAAGUAUACCCUAUCUACUUUACCAAAACUUACUUAUUUAUCAUUAAAGAGGAACUUUAUCUCCUACAUUCCUGAUGAAUGGGUAGGCGACAAGUUGAAAAUUUUGGAUCUAAGUGAUUGCAGAAUAAAAAGUAUUAACAAUUUGACUUUUAGAGAUAUGCAAGACUUGCAAGACUUAGAUUUUUCUAACAACCGCUUAAUUACUGUACAAUUCAGUAACUUUCCACUAGGUUUGACCACAGUCAAACUAAGGGACAAUCAGUGGAGAUGUGAUUGCGCUGUGUUAAAAGAUACUUUUGAUUGGCUACAAAUACAUGGAUCGUUCGUUGAUGAUUUAAUUUGUGAUUCUCCUGAAAGUGUAGAUGGAAUGACCUGGCAAUCAGCUUGUGAAGAACAAUGGUAUCCUUCUUCAAAUAAAAAAGACCAUCUGUGGUGGUAUUCCAUAGCUCUAUUAAUUUCAAUGAUCUUCCUACUGUUCACAGUAGUAGCUCUAAGAAAAUUAAAUGACAUCAGAGAAAAGAGGUUUAGAGAAAUAGAAGAAAGAAGAAGGCAACAAGAAAGAGAAGCUAGAGAAGCUUUGCAACGCAUGCAACAGAUGCAAAGGGAAUACAGAGAAGAGGCCAACAGGAAUGCUCCCGAUCCAAGAGAAAGCCAGGGCCCGCCUUCAUAUAACGAUGCUUUGUUGCUUCCAAGACUUGAUUCUUCGCAUCCUAGCUUGGCAGGGAGCUUGCAUAGUCUUGGUGGUAGCAUACACGGAAGUAACCCUGAAGUAAAUAAAAAAGGAAAAGUAAGACGAAAAAAGCGGAGAAGGAGAUCAGAAUCUACUGAUCGAAUACAAACGCGAUCAAUUGCUGAGAAUUCAAACGAAUCUGAGCCUGAGAGAUCAAAUAGACCAAUGGAAAGUGAUUUCUAGAAAUGUAAAUGGAUAGAGAAUUUUUCAUUUGUGUAUAAACUUCUAAUUUAUUACGUAUAUUAUGAGUGGGUUAUGAAUAAGACUGUAUGAUACUUUAGAAAAGUUAAACUUAAUUUAGAUUGACAUUAAUGAAGUGAAUUGGUAAAUUUGUAAUAGUAAACAUGUCCCUGCAUUUAUUUUUGUAUCAAGGCAAUCCUAUUAUAGUUGUUAGUUGAGAUUCAAACAAGGGGAGAUAGCACUGUUUACACGUUGCAUUUAAUAACAAUGGUUCAGUUGUAAAAACAAAUUUGGC